AAUACCCAGAUUUCAGGUCAUAAGGCCACAGAUCUAAUAAACACGCAGGAAAUGUUAGUAAUGACAAUCUCAGUCCCUUUCAAGGGUACAGGAUGGACACAAGCCAGCUUUUGGCUUGCUUUGUGGCUCUUGGGCUAUUAACAUUUGCUCCACACAAAGAUUUCGGACACGGUGAACUUUUCCCUCCAGCGCAGCUGAAGCCAUUCCACAAACACCCUGUCACCCAUUGGCCCAGCAGUGGCACCCUUCCCCUGCAUGGGAAAGGCCCUGGCACAUCAUCCCACCCACAAGCUGCUUUAUAUAAGGCCUGGUUAGAAAAGGACUUCUUCAUUUUUGCUGUUUUGACUGGAUCUUCCUCCCGCUGUCUGGCAAUGCCUGUGGAUUUCAGUGGGACCUGGAACCUUGUCAGCAAUGACAACUUUGAAGGUUAUAUGGUGGCCUUAGGUAUUGACUUUGCAACUCGCAAAAUAGCCAAAGUGCUGAAGCCUCAGAAGGUGAUCAAACAGGAUGGGGAUUCAUUCUACAUCCACACCACCAGCACGUUCCGGGAUUAUCUGCUGGAGUUCAAAGUUGGACAAGAGUUUGAAGAGGAUAAUAAAGGCUUGGAUAACAGAAAAUGCAAGAGCCUGGUUACCUGGGAAAAUGACAAACUUGUCUGUGUCCAGACUGGAGAGAAGAAGAACAGGGGUUGGACUCACUGGCUGGAAGGAGAUGACCUCCACCUGGAGCUUCGCUGUGAGAACCAAGUGUGCAGACAGGUCUUCAAGAGAGCUUGAAGCUGUGAGUUGUGCUGGCUCCUCCCUGCAGAGACAGCUCCACCCAGGAGGCCACACUCCCUCGUGUCCAGGGCUGGCUCUGCACACCAGACCCGAUCCCUUGUCCCUGUUAACCUGAACGGUCUGAUGUUUCUGGCUCAGGAAAUAAGUCUGCUCUUGCCAGUGUUAAAGAUCUGAUUUUUGCUAAUAA
Myiozetetes cayanensis is the source of this 966-nucleotide messenger RNA. RefSeq names its product retinol binding protein 7 (gene RBP7). Bases 93 to 776 code for a protein of 227 amino acids. The record is from RefSeq and is a predicted model, not a curated record. NCBI's taxonomy places the organism in Eukaryota, Metazoa, Chordata, Aves, Passeriformes, Tyrannidae. Gene Ontology annotation, cellular component: nucleus; cytosol. The transcript has 4 exons. Gene Ontology annotation, molecular function: fatty acid binding. Gene Ontology annotation, biological process: fatty acid transport.